GUGGCAUGGCAGAAAACAAGAAGAUGGAUGAUGACGUCACCGUUGUUGUAGAUAAACCAGAUAAUGUAAAACUGAAGCGAUCUAUUGGUAUUGUAACCAGUAUCACCAUCAUAGUAGGAUCAAUGAUUGGCUCAGGAAUAUUUGUCAGUCCUACUGGUAUUUUACUGAAUGUCAGAAGCAUUGGAGCUAGUCUAAUUAUAUGGGUUGCAUGUGGGAUCUUCAGUAUGCUCGGAGCGUACUGUUAUGCAGAACUUGGCACGAUAAUUGAGCGAUCCGGAGGGGAUUAUAUUUACGUAUAUGAAGCAUUUGGACCAUUUAUUGGAUUUUUGCGUUUAUGGAUGGAAGUAAUGGUCGUAAGACCUGGAACUAUCGCUAUUGUGGCUUUGACAUUUGGGGAGUAUGUUGUUGUACCUUUGUAUCCAGACUGUCCACUGCCCUUUACAUUGAUCAGGAUUUUGGCAGUUUUAUGUAUAACAUUUCUAAGUUUCGCCAAUUCGUUUUCAAUCAAAUUUUCAACCAGAAUACAAGAUAUAUUUACACUUGCGAAACUUGCCGCUCUUAUAAUGAUCAUUAUAACCGGAUUUGUACAGAUUGGAUUUGGUCGUUAUGAAGGGCUGAAAGAACCUUUCGUCGAUUCGGACUGGAGUCCUGGUAAAAUAGCCAAUGCAUUUUAUAGUGGUUUAUUUGCUUAUGCUGGCUGGAAUUACUUAAAUUGUAUGAUUGAAGAAAUGAAGAACCCCAGGAAACAUUUGCCCAUAGCAAUUGUGGUAUCGUGCUUACUAGUGACUCUAGUUUACACAGCUGCUAAUGUAGCCUAUGUGACAGUUGUACCAGUUGCAGAGAUUUUGACCACAAGAGCUGUGGCUGUGACAUUUGCUAAUAGAAUAUACGGAAUGUUUUGGUGGAUAAUGCCAAUAUUUGUUGCUUGUUCAACGUUUGGGAGUGCUAACGGAACUAUAUUAACUACAUCGAGAAUAUUUGUUGCUGCUAGUCAGCUCAAACAAAUGCCAGCGUUUAUCAGUUACUUGCACACGGAUCGAUUAACACCUAUUCCGGCUGUUCUGUUCACUUGUAUCGUAUCAAUAAUUUACUUGCUUGCUGGAGAUAUUUUCACACUUAUGAAUUAUAUGGGUUUUGUUCAAUGGUCGGCAGUUGGUCUUUGUGUUCUGAUUGUAGUAAUUUUCAGAUUUACUCGUCCUAAUCUUCGACGUCCGGUUAAGGUUCCUAUAAUAUUCGCCAUAAUCUACUUAGUAGUUACUGCAUCUCUGUUAAUUUUCUCUUUUUAUGGAUCACCUCAAGAAUCAUUAUAUGGUAUUUUGAUCAUUUUAACCGGUAUACCGGUUUACAUACUCGGUUGUGCGUGGAGUCCUAAACCGAAAUCAUUUCAGAAGAAAAUGAUAAACAUCACGAUUGGAUUACAAAAACUCUUCCGUAUUGUACCAUCCAGUUGA
This is a messenger RNA of Schistosoma margrebowiei, 1451 nucleotides long. Lineage: Eukaryota; Metazoa; Platyhelminthes; Trematoda; Strigeidida; Schistosomatidae. The record is from the annotation of a GenBank genome assembly.